AUUCUUCAUGUGGCCCUCCUUCUCAUUUCCCAAAGCGUUGGUUUUAUUCUUGUUACAACAAAGCUUUAAGAAUUGGAGCUUCUUUUGAAACGAUGGUUCAAGGAGUUGGGUCAACUAUUUCAACUGGUGUUGUUGCCAACUCGAACAGUCCUCUUAAAAAAGUCGAAUAUCUAACUUGGAUACCCACUUGGUUUCCAAGAAAAGUACACGACUUGUUAGCGUGGAACAACGUUUAUCUUUCUACUGCCCUAUUUCUAGCAGGCAAUCUUCUUUUUCUGUUGUUGCUAUUGGACAAAUUUUCGCUUCUCUCGCUCGUUUCCUAUGUCGCUAUGUUGGAAUUGGCUCUUUCUUUUGUAUUUGUCAAAUGUUCCAAUCUAUUCGUUGGCUUCCUUGGAUCGGACUUUUAUUCACCCCCUUCUUUAGGAAAGCCUUAUAUAACAGAAGAAUACAUAUCCCAGCAACUAGACCAACUCAUUCCUUUAUUGAACAAAGCUAUCGAUGAGUGGAAAAAGAUCAUCUUUUGCACAGACAAUAGACGUACGCUAAAGCUAUGUUUGGUAGCUUAUAUUUUGGCUCAGCUUGGGCAUGUGAUGAGCUUCGUUUCGUUAGUCUAUCUUUGUUUCCUGUAUUUUUUUACCGUACCCAUAUUGUACCAUACUUUUCAGGAACCAGUGGAUCAUAUCUGUUCUUUAACAGUAACUGUUGCUCAUGAAUAUUGGUUACCUAUUCAACAUCAACUCCAACUUCGAUUACAGAAACUUGUCGAUUGUUGUCCACAACGAAUACGUCCAAUCCUAAGUCAACAUUUGCAACCUCUUUUAGAGAAAACAAAAACCCAAUGAGAAGUGAAGGAAAUAAAUAGCAUUUUGCUUUU
Molecule: messenger RNA, 874 nt
Organism: Galdieria sulphuraria
Lineage: Eukaryota; Rhodophyta; Bangiophyceae; Galdieriales; Galdieriaceae
Exons: 4
Coding region: 93-842 (249 amino acids)
Source: RefSeq, a predicted model, not a curated record